Messenger RNA from Trichosporon asahii var. asahii CBS 2479, 369 nucleotides. RefSeq lists its product as uncharacterized. The transcript has 2 exons. The record is from RefSeq and is a predicted model, not a curated record. Lineage: Eukaryota; Fungi; Basidiomycota; Tremellomycetes; Trichosporonales; Trichosporonaceae. The coding region runs from base 1 to 369 and encodes 122 amino acids.
AUGUCUCUUUUCCGCGCCCGCAUCGCCCUCCGCCCCGUUCUCCGCGCGCCCGCGCCGACGCUCACCCGCGGUCUCCGCAACUACGACGUCAACACGCCCUCUGAGACUGUUGCCGACAAGCUCCAGGGCUCCGAGGCUCCGUCCAUCUACAACGAGCAGGAGGUCAAGGAGGACGGCAAGCCUACCAAGGUCGGCGCCAAGCUUGAGUCUCAGGAGGACCAGGCCUUCGCCCGCGCCGAGGCCAACGCCAUGAAGGACAAGUACAACAGCUCGGAGGACGGCAAGAUCAACGAGCAGGACGUCGACCUUGGUGUCAACCGUAACUCCGACAAGGGCUACAACGAGCCUGGAAGCCCCAACACCGAGUAA